Molecule: messenger RNA, 792 nt
Organism: Paecilomyces variotii
Lineage: Eukaryota; Fungi; Ascomycota; Eurotiomycetes; Eurotiales; Thermoascaceae
Exons: 2
Coding region: 159-533 (124 amino acids)
Source: RefSeq, a predicted model, not a curated record
UGCACCGCCAGAUGCAGAUUGUGUAUCGUAUCACAGCAUAGGAUAUCUGGCAUACUCCGCCGCUGUCUGACCUCAUUCGCUUGAGAUACCUAACUAGUCACGUCACAUCUCUCGAUUCCUCAUUUCCUCACUCUCGUUUUACCCAGCCAUCUUACACUAUGGGCUACUAUUUACUCUAUACCCUGACUCUGUCCGUUCUGGUCUUUGGGACUGCGCUUUAUCUUACUCGGUCCCGAUGGAUGCCGCUGAUUCCAAUACCUGAUUAUCUAUACGACCGUCUGCCUGACAGCUUUACCGCUGAUAUUGAAGCUGGAUUUACAUCAACCGAUUUCGACCUAUCUGCCAACGUCGCGGAAGGCGACUCUAGAGCGGGGCUAGACCGGAAGGCGAAACGCGAGAUUCGAAGAUUGAUGAGGAGCAGGCGCGUCAAUUUCGACGAGGCUCGUCGGUUAUAUACAGAGCAGCGAUUUGCGAAGAACAACAUCGGACCCGAUGGUCGGCCCAGGGAUCCUAAAUUCGUCUCGUUCUCAUGAUUCGCGAACUUUAUGCACAAUGCAUCUCACAUAUGGCCUGUUCUGAGCAGACUGUAUCCGCGUGACACUGCAAUGAUAUGACCCAAAUACCCUUUGGCCUUGGAGACAGAGCGCCUGGGAUCCGGUGUCAUCCCUCUGACGGCUAAAGCCCUUGACCUGCGGAACUAUCAAAAAAAUCCCCAGUGCAUGACGCAUCUUUCCCUUUUUCUUAUCUUCCUUCUAAGUUCCCCUUAACAAACAAUUCAGUACCCAACGAUUC